CUGUACUAAAAAAAAAGUUAAGAGUCAACAAUUGUGCGACGUGCUUUUUAGUUAAAACAUGAAAAAUAUGAAGCUCUAAAGUUAAGAAACUUAAAAGUGAAGUUUUUAGUUUUACGUUAACUGCGAAAUAGUAAAGAACAUGAAAAAGCUUCUCUUGUUAGGAAUUUUAGUGAUUUUAGCAAAAAAUUCUUUUGCUCAAGAUGAUGAAGAAGGCAAUGAAAGUGAACAAAUAGAAAUAGAAGAUCCCGAAGGAAAUGUAGAAGAUCCCGAUGAAGAUGAAAAAGAGAAACCUCUUCAUAAAGGAUGCCGAGGAUGUCGUCCAAUGAAUUACUUGAAAAAAUUCCCUUGUCACGAUUUGGAAGGAGUUUGGUUCUACACAGCAAUCUACGAUGAGCUUAAUCCAGGUCCUCAUAAAAAUUGUCUCCAAAUUGAGUUUAAAUUCGUGAAUUGUUCAACUUUUGACGUUACUUUAUGCCAUCAAGAUGAAGCAGGAGAAGCAAAAUGCAUGAUAGGAGCAACUUUUGUUUCUGUCGAUCAUGUUUCUCCAACUGGGCAUGGAAUGGUUUUCAUUCCAGAUCUGCCAAUUAAGUACGAUGUUUACUUAUUAGACAUCGUCAAAGACGAAUAUGCGAUUUUUUAUAGUUGCAAAAAAUACGAUGACGAUACGCAAUUUGAAGAAUAUUUCAUUUUGACACGAAAAGGUGUCAUUUACGAGAAUGACGGAUCAAAAUGGACCCAAAUUUUAGCUCAGAAUGGAUUGGAUGCUUCUAAAAUGUCGCUUUAUAAACAAGGAAAGGGAUGUAAUUAUAAAUUAGAGCCGUCUUUUUAAUGGAAAUUUUUGGAAUUUAUUAAAGAUUUUCAUUGAAAAAUCUAAAAAAUGCUUUUUUAGCACCUAAAAUAUUAAAAAAAAAAUAAUUUUUGAUAAAAUUUUUGAGAUAAGAAUUGGAAAAACUUACACAUCAUCUUCUUGAACUGUAAUGCGAAUGUAUCUGACAUCAACUUCCGCUUGAUCUAUAACUUCCAUGACUCGUUUUCGAACAUCACGAUUUGAAGUGAUCUUUUUUUCGCGUGACAUUAAGGUAUAGUAUUCCUCAGAAUUGCCAUCUUCUAAAUUUUUACAACCCCAAACGAUAGCAAAGUUUUUGUAGUCUGUGUCG
Molecule: messenger RNA, 1157 nt
Organism: Culicoides brevitarsis
Lineage: Eukaryota; Metazoa; Arthropoda; Insecta; Diptera; Ceratopogonidae
Exons: 3
Coding region: 140-829 (229 amino acids)
Source: RefSeq, a predicted model, not a curated record